Argiope bruennichi is the source of this 5203-nucleotide messenger RNA. RefSeq names its product cell adhesion molecule Dscam2-like. The transcript has 26 exons. Lineage: Eukaryota; Metazoa; Arthropoda; Arachnida; Araneae; Araneidae. Bases 758 to 5179 code for a protein of 1473 amino acids. Gene Ontology annotation, cellular component: axon; plasma membrane. Gene Ontology annotation, biological process: axon guidance; homophilic cell-cell adhesion; dendrite self-avoidance. Gene Ontology annotation, molecular function: cell-cell adhesion mediator activity. The record is from RefSeq and is a predicted model, not a curated record.
AAUUCUUGAAGUUGUUCGAAUUUUUAAAACUCUUUAACUGAAACUCUGUCAGUAAACUUUCAUUCCAAGUGAUAUAUAUAUAAUGUAAAUGAUAUAUCAGUGGUUUUAACAUUUGGAUAUUUAUCAAUUCGCAUAAAACUUGGAUGUGUUAAACUUUUCUGCCGUAUUGGAAAUCAAUGCUAAUAUAUUGGUUUUGACCGGAUAGAUGCAACUUGACGAACAUUAAAAUACUAUUAUAAAAGCACGAAAAGUAACAUCUGAUACUCAAAUUACAGUCGAAAAACAUUUAUGAAACUUGCUUAACGCGUAUAAUCUACGUGACCAUAUACCAUUAGGAAAAAGAGUGCACAAAAUGUUAAAUGAAGAAAAUACCUGUAUAUGGUUUUAUCUAAAAGCAUUAUGGGUAAUAACCUAACUGCAAAUAACACGGUUUGACGAUCAAAUUUUCUUUUGCUAUCGAUAUAGGCCGUGACGUAUGAUAAUAUAAUGAUCCUGUGAUCGAUAUCGUCAGAACCCAAUCAACAGGUCCAACUUGUUCCCCUAUAUUACCCAUAGAAACAAAAGCUGGAUAUUUUUUGCGUGCAGUUCUCUAACAAUUGCAUCAAUACGUUGAAUGUGAUGACACAAAAAACUGAAAUGUGCCUGCAUUGACCGACUGGUUCUGUGUUUGACUUGAUUAAUGCACUGUUACAUUUCCCGUAACAGCCUGUAACAGAGUUCUGUCCUAGCUGACUGCCAAUUUUGACUUGUUUGAAGCAUGAUUGUGAUAUAUUUGCUCGCCAUUGCUCUUUCCAUCUCAAGUGGUUUGGGAGAACCAAGCCGGAAAGACCAAAGAGGACCAGUCUUUAGAACUGAACCUUCCUCCAGGGUGGAGUUUUCUAACAGUAGUGGCACAGAAUUGAGAUGUAAUGCUGAUGGUAUACCGACACCCAGAUUGACAUGGCAAACAAGAGAAGGGGGAAAUACACGGGAUGUCCCAGGUCUACGGUACACCAGAUCAGAUGGGACACUUGUAUUCCCACCGUUCGCUAGAAAUGACUACAGACAGGACGUUCAUGACACAGUCUAUCAAUGUUUGGCAGCUAAUACAGUUGGGUCUAUAGUGAGCAGAGAAGUGCAUGUAAGAGGAGUGAUUAAACAAAGAUUCAAUCCCCAAGUUUACGAUGACUUUGUGGUAAGAGGAAACACUGCUGUGCUCCGAUGCCAUCUUCCCACUUUUGUGAAGGAAUAUGUAUCUGUAGAUUCGUGGAUCAGAAACGAUGAUUAUGUUCUAAAAAUGACAGACACAAGAAUUCGCUCGUAUACAGUUCUCUAUUCAGGAGAGCUUCUUAUUCACGAGACUCAAGAAAAAGAUGCCGAAUGGAGUUAUAGAUGCCAAACUAGACACAGGCUUACGGGCGAAAUGGUCGUCAGCGUGAGCGCUGGGAAGAUAACUGUUACAGAACCACAUGCUUCAACAUUGCCCAGAGUAACUUUUAACCAGGCACAAGUCAGGGCUGAAGAAGGUUCACCCGUGCAGCUACCCUGUGUAGCUCAAGGAAAUCCGCCCCCUACCUAUAGAUGGAUGAAGGAUGAAAAUGGAGGGUUGAGUCCUGUCAAGGAAGACGGACGAGUGUGGAUGGUGCAGGGGACGCUGAAUAUCCGGAAGGUGGUGCAGAAAGACGCUGGGAAAUAUCAGUGCAUCGUCAGGAAUAGCAUCGGGGAAAGAAGAAUCGAAAGUGCGCUCAUCGUGACAGCUCCUCUACAAGUGACGUUGCUGCCCCCACACCAAGUCUUGAAUACUGGACAAGAAGCUACCUUCACGUGUAAUGUAACAGGAUAUCCCGUACACACCAUAUCCUGGAAGAAGGACCAGAGGACAAUAGUAGCAUCAAACAGAGUCCAAUUAUUGUCUCGUGACGUACUGCAUAUAGUAUCUCUCAGACGAGAAGAUAGGGGAAUGUACCAGUGUUUUGUGUACAACGACAAUGACGGUGCUCAAGGAACAGCUGAAUUAAAAAUAUCAGAUGUUCCACCUUCUGUUAUAUCAGUGUUUCCUGAACAGACAGCUCACCCAGGCGGAUCCGCGUCCUUGAAAUGUACUGCCACAGGAAAUCCACCACCCCGUGUCACGUGGUAUCUGGACGGCUCAAUUAUUGGCAGAACUGGCCGUAUUUCGAUCGGUGACUAUAUCACCGAGCACGCUCAUGUGGUGAGCUUCCUGAACAUCACAGAUGUGCGUGUGGAAGAUGGGGGCGAAUACAAAUGCCAAGUCAGCAAUGACGUCGGAUCGACGUCACAUUCCGCACGCUUGAAUGUCUAUGGACCGACUUUCGUGAGACCGAUGCCGAACGUUACUGCCAUCUCUGGGGUAGAUUUGAUGGUCAGGUGCCCGUAUGGAGGUUACCCAAUCAAAGCAGUGCGAUGGUUUAAAGGUGGAAUUCUAUUACCUCUUCAUCACAGACAAAAGGUCAGCCAUGGAGGCACUUUAUCAAUUCAGAGUGUACAGAGGGCUGCGGACGAAGGCGAAUAUAGCUGUGUGGUCCGCAGUAUGGACGGCGAAACGGCCACCGGCACCACCUUUGUGUCAGUCGUUGUAUCGCCUGUCAUAGAUCCGCACUUUUUCCGUGAGAGUAACACAGUUGAUGAAGGCGCCAGAACCAAAUUGGUCUGCAUCGUGACCAAGGGCGACCCCCCACUUCGUUUUCACUGGCUGAAGAAUGGCUUGCCUUUUCUGGCUCAUGGGGAUACCACUGUACAGACGACAGAAGAUUCUUCGAUCGUGACCUUCAAGAAGGUCACAUCAGCAGAUCGCGGACUCUACACUUGUGUUGCGACUAAUGUUGCUUCAUCAGCAAACAUGACUAUGCAACUCAUUGUAAAUGUUCCGCCGCAGUUCACUGUUGAGCCAAAAAAUUCAACUGUCGUGCUUGGGAACACAGUGUGGCUGGACUGUGCAGCUGUUGGCUUUCCUGCGCCGAGCAUUCUGUGGAAGAAACUCAUCUAUACAGAAAACACAGCUGGGGAUUUCACCUAUGUUCACUCGAGUCCCAGGGCCCACAGAUACAAUAAUGGCACACUCGUCAUAUCAGACGCUGAAGAAAGUGACGCUGGUGCAUAUCUGUGUCAGGCAAACAAUGGCAUUGGAGCAGGUCUAAGCAAAAUAGUAUCACUACAGGUACUUGUUCCGCCGAGAUUCAAAGAAUCCUUCCAAAGUCGAGCAACUAGAGAAGGUCUCAAUGCUACCUUGAAGUGUGACGCGACUGGACACGCACCCAUCACUAUCACAUGGCAAAAGAACAAGACAACUCUGGACUCAAAAUCGAACAAAAGAUAUUUCAUACGAAACAUAUCUAAAAAGCAUCAGACGACAUCGGAGCUACAGAUACUGAAUGCAGCAAGAAACGACACAGGAAAAUAUACCUGUACUGCAGUUAGUGAAAUUGGAAUGGACGAAUCUGUUAUUCAAUUCCUUGUACAAGGUCUUCCAGAUGCACCAUCAAAUCUUACCGUCCUGAAUACAACUAGCAGAUCAGUGAGUCUCUUUUGGGAAGUGGCUCAUAAUGGCAAUAGCCAUAUAACGGGCAGCAUUGUUCAGUACCAAACCGUAUCUGACUCGCACUGGAACGGACAAACAUCACAGUUGAUUGUGUCUGGAGCUGAAAAUAGCGCCACGCUGCGAGCUCUGACUCCAGUGACUUUAUAUUUUGUUAGAGUGAUUGCAGAAAACGCUUUAGGACAGAGCCGACCGAGUGCUGUUAUUAAUGUCACUACAGAGGAAGAAGCCCCUUCUGGCUCUCCUAGAGAAGUACAAGUUCAUUCAACAGGUGCUCAGUCCAUUAAAGUAAUGUGGAAACCCCCAAGCGAAGAAACACAACAUGGGCAUAUUAAAGGAUAUUACAUUGGCUACCGGAUAUCGAAUUCCCCUGAAAACUAUGUAUUCAAGCAGGUUGAAAGCAACAGUGAAAAGGAACAGCAGUCUACCUACAUUACAGGUCUUCAGCCCUUUACUAAGUAUGAUAUUGUUGUCAAGGCAUAUAACUCUGCUGGUGCUGGUCCUAAAUCAAGCAAAAUAACUGGCAAAACUCUAGAAACAGCGCCUCCGACUUCUCCUAUAGUUCAAAUUGAGGGAACGACAUCUUCAACAAUUGAUAUAAGUUGGAAAAAGGACAUCAAAGAUAAGUCUGCAAUACCAGAAUACACAAUUCACUACAAAAGUGAUGACGGCGAAUGGAAAUCAGAACAGUUAGGUAGUAAUGUGGAUAGAUAUACCAUAACCGGCCUCAAAUGUGGAUCCAGAUAUCAACUCUACAUGACUGCUUCGAACAGCUUGGGAACUGGCGAGCCGAGUUCGCCAGUUUUUGCUAGAACUCAAGGCGCUGCUCCGAUGUCCCCUCAAGAAUCAGUCUUUCUUCAACCCAAUGCCACUUCAGUAUCUCUGCACUUAUCAGCCUGGAAAAACGGUGGUUGCCCCAUCACGCAUUUCGUGGUUCAGCACAGGCCUAAGUACCAGAAUCAAUGGAUCACAGCCAAUGAAAAGCUGGACAUGCCCAGGGAAGUCUACACGAUACGGCAUUUGGCUCCAGAAAGAGAAUACGUCAUCAUGGUCACUGCACACAGUGAAGCUGGACUUACACAGGGGGAAUAUGGAGUCAAAACGUUACCUGCCUCUGCAAUAGCUCCCACUUCUUCUCCAGCUUUCGGGAAAAGGGAGACUGGCCUUCCCUUUUACAAAAAUGUGGCCUUGGUGGUCCCGGUGGUGGUCUCAUCCCUGGUCAUCCUGGUCCUGCUGUUUGCCAUCGUCGUCUGCUUCAGGAAACAUUCGCAAGACAGAAGAGGAAGACACGAUUAUGACAAUAGAAAGCCCGUUGGCGAUUCUUUAAUGAUGAGCGAUAUGACCAAACAGUUGCCAGCCAAGUCAACCAAAUUUUCUCAUUAUACCUGCCCCGCAGGCAAAACAGACUAUGCAGAACCUUAUACUUGCAACGACUCGGCAGCUUCAAGACAGGGUUCUGAUGGACUGUUCGCAACGAUAAAGCGAUGCCCAACAAGACCUAUCUACAUGUCGGCCUCUUACAAACAAGGAUCUGAUGCAUUUUGCACUCAACACAGCACCACCCAUGAAGGCAGCACUCGAUCUGAACCCACCUCCAAUGAGAAAUGGAGCAAUCCAAGGAACAACAGCAAGCCAAUGCGGUGAUAAACCCCGCCUACAGCAGCUUAG